Messenger RNA from Rhineura floridana, 813 nucleotides. RefSeq lists its product as uncharacterized. The record is from RefSeq and is a predicted model, not a curated record. The transcript is spliced from 4 exons. NCBI's taxonomy places the organism in Eukaryota, Metazoa, Chordata, Lepidosauria, Squamata, Rhineuridae. The coding region runs from base 1 to 708 and encodes 235 amino acids.
AUGGACCUAGCGGAAGAAACGUUUCCUCUAGGUACUGUGAGGUCGGGUGAGAGUCGUUCCUCCUCGGCUCGUGCCUUCUUGUUGCUGCUUCGCCCUGUUGCUGUGACUUGUGCCUUCUGCUGUGGCCAUUGCUGGCUUCGCUUUCCUCCUUCCUGCUUCUGCCGUGACCCCUCCUUCUUUGCUGUUGCCGCUUCAGUCGCGGACUGUGCUUUGUCGCGGCUCGUGUCCUUGUUGCAGCUACCGACACUGAUUGUGCCUCUUUACCAUCAUUUGGGCCUUUGUUCCUGCCGCGGCCCGUGUUUUCCUCCGCUGCCGCCGUUGCGGUUCGCGCUUUUGCCGCGGUCGUGCCUUUCAUUGCCGCCGCUGUGUGCUGCACUCCUGCUGCUGCUGGGCCUUCGGGCCUGGGAGCGCUCCUUGUUGGCUGAGGCGCGGUGGGCGUCGAUCAUGGCAUGGUGGAACUGGGUCGUGGUUUCUGGAUGUGCCCGUGCUACUGGAUUUUCUGGCGCCUCCGUCUAUGGUGAUGAGGCUGUCGAUGUGCUGAACCGUUGCCUGGCCGCGACAAUGGACUGGAUGGGAGCUAACAAACUGAGGCUCAAUCCUGACAAGACUGAGAUGCUGUUGGUGGAUGGUUUCUCUGAUCGGAUGAUGGAUAUAUACCCUAUCCUGGAUGGGGUUACACUCCCCCUAAAGGAGCAGGGAUGUCUCUGAAGCUGGCGAGGUUUUGGAAGAGACCACCUGUGAAAGCAACAAAGAGGACUGCAAGGCUUAAAGAAGCCAGCUUUUAUUUCUAAAUGAAAUGUUUUUUUGUAUUCA